AUGGCGCAAUCCUUGGACAUCGACGCGCCGCGCUGGGACCAGUCCACGUUUAUGGGACGCCUCCGACACUUCUUCAACAUCACAGACUGUCGCACCGCCCUCCUGCCAGACGCUGAGCUCGACCAGGCCAAGGCACUGGUGCUCAGCUGCAGAGCUGGUUCGGUCCCACCUGGUACCACAGAGGACCAGCUGCACUACGCCAAGAAGCUGUAUGACUCUGCGUUCCACCCAGACACCGGCGACAGGAUGAACCUGAUCGGCCGCAUGUCCUUCCAGGUCCCAGGAGGAAUGGCCAUCACCGGCUUCAUGCUCCAGUUCUACAGGACUGUUCCUGCGGUCGUGUUCUGGCAGUGGGUGAACCAGUCGUUUAAUGCUCUGGUCAACUACACCAACAGGAACGCAGCCUCUCCCAUCACUCCCAAACAGAUUGGAGUGGCCUAUGUCACUGCCACCAGCACAGCUCUGGCCACCGCUGUGGGACUCAACCUCUACACUAAGAAAGCCCCGCCCCUCGUUGCCCGCUGGGUUCCUUUCGCUGCCGUCGCCUCAGCCAACUGUGUCAACAUCCCCAUGAUGAGGCAGCAAGAGAUCCUGAACGGUAUCACGGUCACAGACGAGAACGGGAACAAACUGGGAGCGUCGAAGAAAGCUGCAGCUAAAGGCAUCACGCAGGUGGUGGUGUCUCGGAUCACGAUGGCGGCUCCUGGGAUGAUCAUCAUGCCCAUCAUCAUGCAGAGGAUGGAGAGGUUCCGGUUCAUGCAGAGGAUCACGUUCCUUCAUGGUCCGAUCCAGGUCUUGAUGGUCGGCGUGUUUUUGGUCUUCAUGGUUCCUGCUGCCUGCUCCCUCUUCCCUCAACAAUGUUCUAUGGCUGUCUCCAAACUGGAGCCAGAGCUCAGAGAUUCCAUCGUGUCGCAACACGGAGACAAAAUCAAAUAUGUUUAUUUCAACAAAGGACUCUAG
Knipowitschia caucasica is the source of this 960-nucleotide messenger RNA. The record is from the annotation of a GenBank genome assembly. NCBI's taxonomy places the organism in Eukaryota, Metazoa, Chordata, Actinopteri, Gobiiformes, Gobiidae.